GUUGUUUUGGCAGUGAUGAUUGUGUUCAUCUCUUUGCUGAAUAGCUUCACCCCUUGUCAUGGUGUCGAUGUGAUGCAGUGUGUGGUCCGGCCAUGUCAAUAAUUGUCAUCCCUGGUGAGAGUCUGCAUGCUUACACAACCUGUUACUUUUAGAACCACCAGCUACCGCCGCACUGGCAAUCGGACUGAAGACUGUGAUGCCUAGCGGUUGUGCUGAUGCAGAGGAACUACCGGUACUCGACUGAGUGGAAGGACCUUAGGUAGUCAGUUCAGUCAUGCUACCUCUGCUGUCAUUGCUGCUGCUGGUUGUUGUUCUUCGAGUGGAGCAAGUGAAAGGACAGAGUCGUGAAGCCUUCCUACCGGAGCUUGAGUCACUGAGACAGGAACACACAUUGGCUGUGGGAAGCAAUGUCACUCUGGAUGCGCCAUUGCGCAACACACCAUACCCCCUGCCUAGAGUCAUCUGGGCGUACCAAGCGCCGGGGACAAACUUCACCAGGGUAGCACAGUACGUGCUAAACGAGGAAGCAGGGUCGGUGAGCUAUAGCAUCGGGCGUGUUGCAGUGAACAACAGCGGCAAGUAUGCAGCUUACAUUUUCAACUCUGUUGGUGGGACAGUGGCAAGUUUUCAACUCAAUGUCACCUAUUUCUGCUCUUCUACCAACACAACAGACUUGAAAGGACAUAUCUCAUGGCCGUCGACAGUAUCAGGGUCCACUGCUGCUGUUGAAUGUCCCGUGAAAGACGAAACCGGACUUGCCAUUGCCAAUGCCUCGCGACAUUGUGAAGCUCCUACACAGCCUGCGGGGCCCGGUGUGACUGACGCAGUGUGGAGUAGUGCUGACACGUCUCCCUGUCCCUUUACCUCACCUACAACACACCGCUUGCAGCAACUAGCACAGAAGCCCUUAUCCGGUGCCAGUCCCAAUAUCCUGGUGGAGAGAACUGAAAAUGUGGCUACUCUAACACAAGAGAGUGCGGUUCUAUCAUCGGCAGACGUGGAGCUCACUGCAACAAUCCUUGCCGAGGUUGUUACCGUCUCUGCGGAUAAUCAAAACCUGACUCCAGGAGAGAGAAGGAAUAUAACAUCAUCCAUAGGUCGGAGUGUCAGCACAGUUAUCGAUGCCCUAGAAAGCCGCCUCACCAACGACCAAGAGGUGAUGGUAUCGGCAGACAUGUUUAUUGCCACCUUGGAGUCCCUCAGUAUGCUGGUCAGAGUUGACGCAGGCCAGACAUUCCGCCUCCCAACACCUAACGUGGACGUCAGUAUAGUAUGUCCGGACAGUCUUGAUCAGGACCUAGCUCUCAGAACGGUCAAGACCAAUCUAAGCAAUAACUCCAAUUCCUCCGGUGAGCUACUGGCGCUGGUUGGACCUCGUGCAGAGGCAAUUGAUGUCUCCAGGUCUGAAGUCUCGUUUGAUCUACCCAGCGCUGCAUUGCGCCUUGCAUCACAAUCACUAAUGGCUGGAAAUAUGUCAACUGGAGUGUGCCCGUUUACCCAAGUUCAGUUUACGGUGUAUCGGCUUAGCAGUCUCUUCAGUGACAGCAGCAACCUGGAUCCUGAUGUGUUUGUUGCGUCGGCUAUCGUGUCAGCGUCCGUUGGAGACCGUGUGAAUGGCAGUCUUCCAAACAAUACGCAGGCUAGGUUUGCACUAGCAGUCAACACAACAGUGGAUGACAUUACAAGGGCAAGCUACACAUGCAAGGUUUGGAAUUCCUCUCACAGAUUGUGGAGUUCAGAAGGCUGCCGGCUUGCUAAUGACUCUAUCCCUGGUCGGGUCCUGUGCAGCUGCGAUCGCCUGGGAAGUUUUGCUGUCCUGACGUCUGUUGGAGAGCCACUUUUCCGCAAAGAUGUACUACGGACAUUUGAUAUCCCAUUGAAUGAAACAGUGCAGUUCAGAAGCACACUGGUCCACCUGGCACGGCCAGCACCGGAGAUUGCCUGGUACUACAAUGGUGCAACUGUUCCCAUAAGUUGUGUAUCUGCAACUGAGCUCAACUGCUCCAUGUCUCCAGACAAACUGACCCUAACAAUACACACAGCGCUGGUUAGCAACGAAGGCCAGUACAAGCUCAGAGCAAGCAACAGACUGGGAAACGAUAGCCUGAUUUUCUCGCUGAACGUUUUCCAUGAGGAUGAAUGCCCGUUCGUCGGCUGCCAUGCGAACGCCAGCUGCCAACACCACGUCACCCCAUACCCUAUGUGCGUGUGCAUGAGUGGUUACCACGGAGAUGGCAUUGCGCAGUGCACUGAUGUGGAUGAGUGUAAUUCCGGCGGCCAUGAUUGCCAUGGCGACGCCAGCUGUUCCAACCUUCCCGGCGCCUAUGCGUGUCCAUGUCGGGCUGGCUACCGUGGCGAUGGCCGACGGGAUUGCUCUGACAUUGACGAGUGUGUGGAGAUGACGUCAUCCUGUGACCACGCUAGCAGAGCGACGUGUACCAAUACCGCUGGUCUAUAUCAGUGUGAUUGCGUCCCGGGAGCUGUUGGCGAUGGUGUCAACUGUCAAUUUCCAGCAUCACUACAACCAUUGUCAAUGCGCAGUAGGUCGUACUUCCUGGGAACCAGGGCAAGAGAGGUGUGCCAGUAUGAUGGCCACCCAGUACCAAACGUGACAUGGUGUAAGGUAUCCAGUGAUAAUGACACACUUUGCGUGGAUGUCCUCAGCCUUGGCAAUGCUAACACUGGAGGAGAUCAAGACGAGUGUAUUCCGCCUAAUGUUGUGUUGGAUUCCGUGCAGUCUCGCCUAACGUUGCAAAUCGAUGAUAUUGCCAUGUGCCAUGCUGGUCGGUAUCGCUGUGUCGCCGAAAACCCUGCAAACAACCAACCGGUGUCAAUCGAUGUUGAUUUGAUCAUUACAGAUGUGUACAGCUUUCAAGUUUCGGCCAAUUUCGCCAUCAAUCCACAAAUGCUUGACGUGUACAUCGAGGAUGAAGACCAGCUGAAGGCGGAUGUUAAAUCCACACUCGCAGAUGCUCUGGAGCCAAUCUCGUCAAUAUUCGAUGAGUCUGUGGAAACCAGUCUACUAAGGGAUUCGGAGUUAAUGGCUACUGUCGGUGUAGAGUUGUCUUCGCAAGACGUACAUAAUGAGAUUGGACAGGAUGAUAACAUUAUCGGUGGCAUGAAUGCAUUCUUCCUUCGGCAAGUCGCUCUGCGUGAAGGACGGCACUCUCUCCAAAUUCAGCCACUAUCUGUCAGCUUGCUUAGCUAUGAUUUCUGCCCAGUGGAAAACACAACCGACUUGAAAGGCUUCAUCAGGUGGCCUGAGACAAUGCGAGGAGUGAAUGCCAGCGUUGACUGUCCCGUAAGAGAUGAGGCUGGACUUGACAUUGCCAGUGCAAUCAGAGCAUGCAAUGGAAUCGCACGUGCAUCCCGCUUUGAGAGGCCUCUCUGGGGUAGCCCCAACACUAUGGAUUGUCCGUUCUUGUCACCAACAACACGCCAAUUGCAGCGAUUGUCGCAGGAAAAUAUCACUGACGCGAGUGCUGAAGUCCUUAUUGCAGUGACAGAAGACGUCGAGAACUUAACACGAGACGGCCCAUCUCUCUCGUCAGUGGAUGUACAAUUCACCGCUGCAAUUCUCGCUGAGCUUGUCAGCGUUUCUGCCAAAAGUCAAGAUCUGCAAUUUGAUCAGAGAAGGGAGAUAACAGCAUCCAUAGUUGUUACAGUUAGCUCCAUGGUCGACGUACCAGAAGACCAGCUGGCCAUCAGCCAGCAAACAUCCAAUUCACCGAGCAUGAUCAUUGAGGUCAUGGACUCUUUGAGCACUGUAGUCAGCGCUGAAGAAGGAAUGCCACUUCAGAUUUCCACAACGAAUGUAGACUUGGGCAUUGUUUGUCCGGCUAACCUCGAAGGUCAAUCCGUGAGACAAGUUGAAAGUGAUGUGAACGGCAGCUCUGAUACUGAUGGAGUAGGGAGGCUGCUGUUCGGACCCCAACAGGAGGCUAUUGAUGUUUCACGAGCAGAUGCUUCAUUUGAUGUGCCCGGGGAGGCGCUAAGAAUAGCGUCCAAUUUCCUGAUGCAAGACAAUCGGACAUCAGGAACCUGUCCGCGGGCACAGGCUCAGUUUGCCAUCUAUCGCAUACCCAGUCUGUUCAUGGAUUCAACCUUGGAGCUGUCUGUGUCGGUGGGGUCCGCCAUUGUCUCCGCCACAGUUGGUGAUUUAUCACGCAUCACGCUAGGUGAUGGCGACCCUGCACGUUUUGCACUGCUUGUCAACACCACCGUUGAGGAUGAUGUGCAGAUCAGCUAUAUGUGUAGUUUCUGGAACACCACGCACAGAAUAUGGAGCUCAGAAGGCUGUAUGCUUGUCAAUGACUCCAUCCCCGAUCACAUUGUGUGCAGUUGCAACCACUUGACCAAUUUUGCUAUCCUAACUACUAGAAAAGCGCUGGAGCAGCGGCCCAAAGACCAGAGGGCACUCAGCAUCAUCUCCUACAUAGGCUGUGGUUUCUCGUUCAUAGGACUGCUUGCUACCUUGAUAAGCAUCGUCACACUGAAGAAGUUACGCGGCAGCACACACCACCGUUUGCUGUUUGGCUUAUGCAGCACACUAGCAGCAGUCAUUGUCGUGUUUGUCUUUGGCAUUGAGGCUACCAGCAACCCAUCAACGUGUCGUGCCAUUGCUAUUCUUCUGCACUAUCUCCUCCUGAUGGCAUUCAUGUGGAUGUCAGCCAAGGCUACCCUUCUCUACUUUCAGAUUGUCCGACCGCUGUACGUUCUGCCGUCAUGGUUCAUGCCCUGUCUUAUGCUGGCUGUGGCUGUUGUGCCAUUCAUUGUGCUAGCUAUAACAGCCGGUGUCACACGAUUGGAUGCCUAUGGACAUGACGUAUACUGCUGGAUCCGUGACAGGAACAUCUUCUACGCUGGCUUUGCCACUCCAAUGUGCGUCUCCCUCGUGUACAACAUGUUGGUGCUGCUUGUCGUGCUGAAGACCUUGCGCAACAGGGCCGAGUCGGUUUCCACCCUUCAAAAGUCCGGCGGAAAGCUGUACCUGCUGCGCGUCACCACCUCGCUGAGUCUGCUCCUGGGUGUCACGUGGCUGCUAGGUUUGCUGUCGGCAUUUGUAGAUCACGUGUCAGUGCAGUAUGUGUUCUCCAUUAGUAACACACUUCAGGGCCUGUUCAUCUUCAUCUUCAACAUCGCCAUAGCGCCCGAUGUCAAGAAAGAGUGGGUAUCAGUACUCACCAGUGGGCGUGCAUACCUUGGCACUGCGGCUGCUUCAAACGCCAGGCACAAGGAAGGCUUGCGUGGAGUACUGGUGGGAAGGUCCAGGGGUGGUGUACAUUCCGCUCGGCACUCUGGCGUCAAUGUGUCACCACCCUUGGCACCGUCACAGCGAUACUACCGGGAACAGCAGCUGGGCCGGCUUACGUCAGACCUAACCAUGUACAAUGCGUCCGUCCGGUCGGAUGAUGGAGAUGAGCAUGGCUGUCCACGCCGCUACUCUGUUCUGAGUGUGGCGGACUUUGAAGAGAUGAGUGGAUUGACACGUAGUGAUAGUCUCUCAUCAUUCGUUGACUACUUUGAUUUUGAUGUGAUCUACAACGAGGCUGCAAUCUUCAACUUGACCAAUGGACGUCAUAUGGAUUCUAUACCCGACGUACCAGAUAGCGUGGUCCUUGAUGUCAGCGAUGGUCAGCGGAAUCAAAACACUCUCGGCCAACCUCUGCAGAUGUUACUUGAUAGUGGACAGCAGCGCAGUGACACGAGUCACCAGAAUGAAAUGACUCCUCGCAAUCAAUCCACGAGUGGCAAUGUGAGAAGUUCCAGCGCUAACAAGGUGAAGUCACGACGACCGCCAGUACAUGUCAUCAUUAUCCGACUCUAACUCCAAAUGCAUUAGACUGUACGGAUGAUGAGUCUGAAACUGCAGCAUGCAUCUAUAAAAAUUACUGCAUCUUUACCAAUUACGUCUUCUAAUUUAGAAAAGGGAAGCCUCGUCAGUGAUCAUCGGGAAAGUCUCGUACAUGUACACUCAUACAAAACCUCGUUAUCUGAAAGGCUGUUUAUCUACACAGAAUCUUAUUGUUCAUGAAUGCUCUGAGUCUUGGUGUCAGGAUCACACAAGGACUUAGGUGACAUACCAGCCAUAUCUCAGCUACACUCCAAUGUUGGCAUAGCUUCAUGAUUCAUUUCCUACUCACAAUAAGUGUCAAGUAAAGUCGGCGGAAUAGCGCGAGCUCCGGUGUGGGGAGCAAACCCUUUUUUACUCACAAUAAGUUACGUUUAACCUCUAAUGCUAUUUCCAUACACGUGUGGGGCUUUUAGUUGCUUUCUUCUACGCAUACUGUCACAUUUGCUAACAUGUCUUCAUUAGCUGCCACUUUGCUUCCGCCUUGACACCUUGCAUGCAGCGUUGUGCAUUUCCCAUCGUCUUCAUUCUUUAUUUCCGGCUUUCCACUGGUUUUUUUUAUUUGAAUCAUAACUUUCUUGCCAUCGGUGCUUGCCAUCGGUGAUGGCAAGAAAGUUACAAUUAUGAUUCAAAUCAAUCUACUUCGAAGUACAAU
Molecule: messenger RNA, 6506 nt
Organism: Sycon ciliatum
Lineage: Eukaryota; Metazoa; Porifera; Calcarea; Leucosolenida; Sycettidae
Exons: 26
Coding region: 275-5827 (1850 amino acids)
Biological process (GO): G protein-coupled receptor signaling pathway; cell surface receptor signaling pathway
Cellular component (GO): membrane
Molecular function (GO): calcium ion binding; G protein-coupled receptor activity
Source: RefSeq, a predicted model, not a curated record